UUGAAUAAAUAAUACUUUUUUUUGCAGAUAUAAUAAAUAAAUUUCUUCAAUUGAUUUGUGAAAUCUGUAAUUCUAUGAAACCAUUGACAGAUCAAAUUUUGAGUCAAAAUUGUGCUCAAUGUAAAGAUAAAUAUUUCUUUUCAUGUAAAGAAUGUAAAUUUUGCUCCAAAUCUAUAAUACAAAUGAGUUCUCACGUAAAAGAAUUACACCACUCAAUAUUCAAAAACACUAAAGAAUUUGAAUACUUAAAAUCUCUUGAUCAAGAAAUUUGGCAGGAAAAACAAGAUAUGUAUGAUGGAAAAAUUCAGCCUAUUACAAGAUGCAAAAAGUGUGGGCGUCCUUAUAGAUGUUUGAGUAGAUUAAAACGACAUGAAAAGCUAUGCACCAUGACACCAAUGCUUCAGUGUACUUUAUGUCCAGAAUUUGUCAAUUUUGAGCAAGAGUUGAGAGAACAUCUUGUUGUAAAACAUGGGAAACAAGAGGAUGGAAAGGAAUUAAGUAUUAUGAUAAGAGAAAUAAAAAAGAAAAUUAAAAAAAAAAAUAUGAAAGUUAGGCAAACAAUCUUGGCAAAUGAAAAUAGCAACGUAUUAAACAUGAAUUUUGCUCAAAUGCAUAUAAAUGAUAUGGCUGAAGUAUCUUGUACCAAAUGCAAAGUGCUCGUUAAAAAAGUUAAUGCAAAGGAUCUCAAAUGUUCGAAAUGUCGUCAGUCCUAUACUUAUACCUGCCUUGGCUGUAAGACUCGAUUUCAAAAAAUCGGCUCACUCCGCAUGCAUUACAAUCGCAAACACGGACCGAAACUAUUUUCGUGUCAGCGCUGCAACCGUAAGUUUGCCUACCUCAGUGAUCUGAAUUGUCACAUGAAAUUAUGCAACGAAUCGUCAGUCUAUCAAUGCAAGUACUGCAUCACGAAGACGAAACACAUGACCGAAAUGAGAUAUCACUUGGUGCACGAACAUGGCGUCCGGUUUGGUUUUGCCCGUUCUUGGAUCUGUCACACUUGUGGCAAGAAGUACGCUCGGAAGCAAGGACUCAUACUCCACCAACGCAAUUAUUGCGGCAAGAAGCCAAACUUUCGAUGUUCUCUGUGUGCCUAUUAUAGCUAUACCAAACAUCACUUGACCAAUCAUAUCAAAAUGAAACAUGGUGAUGAAAAUAAUAGGAAAAAACGAAAAAUCAAUCUAGUUAAAAGGCGAUGAUAAUGAAUUAAUUUUAAUGACUUUAAAGUUCCUGUUUAACGUUUUCGAGACUAAUUGUGUCGAUUUUAUUUGUAAAAGUUGCAUUUCCUAUGGGCAUUUUUGCAUUGGGAAAUUUCUUAAAGUUCCCCAAAAAAUAUUUAACAAUUUGUUUCAUCAGUUUUUAGUUGUAUAAUAUUAAUUUGCGAUUUAAAGUAUGUACCAAAGAUUUCAUACAUUUUACCAGGCUUAACAAUAAUUUUUAAUUCUGCGAUAUUAAUCAAUGCCAAAGUUUUUCUAGUGUUGGUACAAAUUAAUGUUAAUUAAGAUAAUCUAUAAAAAAAAGUUUUGAAGACUAAUAAAAGAUAAAGAAUUUAAUUUUUCAGUUUUGAAAAACUUCAUUACUCUCCCUAAUUCAUGUUAAAUGUAUAAGUUAACUUUUGAAACUUUCGCGAUUUCAUAAACUAACAACUCAUCUUUAAAAGUUUCUUUUUCCAAAAAAUUGAAAAUUUAAAAAUUUUUUAUGUGUCAUGUUUAAUGUAUAUUUUAAAAAAUGUGCUUGAAGCCUCAGGGUACAAACAAUAGUACAAAUAUAAGUACUGGCUGUGAACAGAAAUAUUUGCAUCAAUUAUCCACAAGAUACACAGACAGAUGGUAAAUUUUACCUUUAUAAAAUUGAUCCUUAUUUGCUUUUGGUUGACAUUGGGAAUGGUACCAUUGAAAAUUUGAUGUGUGUUUGAUUUUAAAAGUAAAAGUCAAUUUAACCUUGCGAAAAAAUUUCAUAUUUUUAAUUAUUAAUAUCUAAAUAACGCGAAUUCUGCAAAUAAACGAAAACUGGGACAGGUAUAUCACCGGACCCGAAAAAUUUUAAGUUUUCCAAAUGUAUGCUAGCUUAAUGAAUCUCCAAUGAAAAAUCAAAUUUGACAAGUCAAUCUGAGCAUAAUAAAACGAUUGUCUUAUUUUUGUAAGCACAUUGACAUUUGAAAAAUAAUAAAACAUGAGCUUACAU
This is a messenger RNA of Trichogramma pretiosum, 2181 nucleotides long. Its product is annotated as zinc finger protein 569-like. Gene Ontology annotation, molecular function: DNA-binding transcription activator activity, RNA polymerase II-specific; RNA polymerase II cis-regulatory region sequence-specific DNA binding. NCBI's taxonomy places the organism in Eukaryota, Metazoa, Arthropoda, Insecta, Hymenoptera, Trichogrammatidae. Gene Ontology annotation, biological process: regulation of transcription by RNA polymerase II. The record is from RefSeq and is a predicted model, not a curated record. The transcript is spliced from 3 exons. Bases 75 to 1196 code for a protein of 373 amino acids. Gene Ontology annotation, cellular component: nucleus.